Messenger RNA from Closterium sp. NIES-67, 579 nucleotides. Lineage: Eukaryota; Viridiplantae; Streptophyta; Zygnematophyceae; Desmidiales; Closteriaceae. The record is from the annotation of a GenBank genome assembly.
AGAUACGGCAGAUGGACAUUGUGACUGCCUUUCUGAAUGGGAUCAUUCUGGAGGAGGUGUACAUGAAGCAGCGAGAGGGGCUGGAUGAUGGGAGCGGAAGGCUUGCCAAGAAUGCUUGUCUGCAUGGGCUGACAAAACACAUAAGGCCUAAGUGGCAUUGGGUGAGGAGACUCCUUGAUAAGGAGGUGCAGCUGGAGAUAGUGAAGACCCAUCAGCAAGCAGCAGAUAUUUUCACUAAGCGUCUGGCGGAGGCGGAUCAUUGGAAGGGCAUGAAGCUUGUUGGGAUGAGUGUGAAUUGAGUAUGCAUGCUUGGGAUGUUGGUAUAGUGGAUGAUGUGUGUGAAAAACUUUGUGUGGUGUGUGUUCUGGAGUUUGGGAAUGUGUUUUGUGUUAUUCUGUCUGAGCAGGUGUUUGUGAUGAUAGAUCUUGAGAAGAUCUUUCCGACGCAACAAGAAUCGCUUCAAUCGGAGCAAGAACGCGAAAGCUAUGAAGAUUCAAAGUUCAUGAGCUUGCGUUACAAUUGCGGCGGUUACAAAGUGAAGUUGUGGGGUGACUCUAUAUGGAGUUGGGACCUUUGAGG